CCCCGCAGAAUUGUGGGAUAUUAAAGUCCUCCGGUGGCGCGCUGCCGCCAUGACUCCCAGGGAGAAGCGGUGGAUCGCGCUUAUCUCUGUGGUGGUGAUUUCUCUCGCGGUCCUGUGUUUAGCUCUUUAUUUUAUUCCGACUUUUCUUUAUAUACUGUUAAUUCUUGGCAUCUCUGGUGCCGUUUUCUUUUAUCACACCAACGAGCCGCCAUUCAGGAGCAGGGAAGGCCAACAUCCUCGGCCUUAUCUGAUCAUCCCGCCGCUUUUCAGACGCUGGUUGCCGGCGAAGACUGCUAACGGUGUGCCGUCGGGCGUAAGAGUCAGUUCAAGAGUCAAUAGGGGUCGUUUUGUUAAGGGAGAUAUUAGAGAUACCGUUGGAUUAAGCGGUGAAAAACGCGUACAGAACACCGGUCUUUUUAGGAAAGAGGCUGAACUCAGCGCCUCGUUGUUGUUUAGUCCUCGGGACAUACUCAUGGGAAGUUACCUCGGGAAGCCAGACAGUCCCUCGGCCGUUGGAAGGCUCGGUGGCGCCGAGACAAGGGAACUCCGGGAGAGGCUGUCCCGACCCAACCAUGCAGUUCAGACCCCCAACAGAAGGUUGUCUUUCGGGGAGCCCCUGGGCGCAGCCGGCCGCUUCACCAUCACCCCUCAGCGGCACUACCCCAUCGCCCAGCCCGGCUGCUCGCCCAUGGGGCUGCUGGCUCCCGCCCAGUGGCACAGCUACCGGAAGAAGAGCAUCCUCACGCCGCGGAACAGCCCGCGCCUGCACAGCCCCGUGACCGUGAAGAUCGCCCGGCCCGACCACCACGCCACGCGCUCGCCGUUCUUGAAUCACCUGGGCUCCCCGCUGACCCCCCUCAGUGCAGGUUUGGGGUCGGGGGUGGGGGCCGCGGCCGACCCCUGCUCCAGGGAGACGGUUCUGAGCGUGCUCAAAGUGAGCCGCAAGCGCGAGGUGGAGGAGGACGAGGACCGGAGCUACAUGGGCACGCAGAAGAGCAAGAGGAGACGCCACGGAAGCAGCGAGAGUUCCCAGUCUGCCUUCGAACCCCUGACCAACGGAACCCCGUCCCACCUGGUCCCCAAGCCAGGGAGGAUGAAGCGAGGGAUAAACACGUUAGUGGUGGAGGAGUCCCACACGAAGAGAUCCCGCACCUCCUCCGUCAGCUCUCUGGGGUCGGGCCGGAGCCCCGGGGGGGUCCCCGGCGGAAUCCGGAACCCCAUCUACAGCUCGUACAGCUCCUCACAGGGCGCAGCUCAGAACAAGCCGUCCACCCUCAGCCUGUCUCCCCUCUCCAGCCCUGGAUCGUCUCGAUCGCAGACCCCAGAGAGACCCCCAAAAAAGCCGAGGGAGGAAGUGGCUCAGUCCUCCAGCACGGCGCCCGCCGCGAAGGCCCUCGCUAAAGCAGCGGACCAGCCUGCCAGCGCGGGGAAGAACACCCCUACACCGACAGCACCAGUGGUCACUUCCCCAUCAGGCUCUGGGGGCAGUGAGGGAAGGCGCAAGAGGAAGAUUCCAUUGGUGCCCAGCCGAAGGGGGGACAGCAUCUCCCUGCCUCCAGCCCCAGAGCUGGGCUAUACCAUCACUGUGACAGACCUGGAUUUGGAGAAGGCGGCAGCCCUGGAGCAAAUUAAGAAGGCCCUGGAAGACCCAGAGCCGGCUGAUCCUGCCCCUGCCCCUGCCCCAGUGGUGCCCUCCUUCCCCACGGUCCCCGCCACCAGCGUGGCUCCCUCCACCUCCGGAGGCCUGCUGCUGGGCUGCCUCACCUCCAUCUCCACCUCCGUCGCCCCCACCUCCACGGCUGCCUCCGGCGUGCCUGGCUCUGCCCCCCCCCCGGGGGCCGGGGUCAGUACCAUAGCGGCUCCCACCUCCUCCACCUCCACUGCAGCUCCUGCCCCCACCUCCAGCCUGCCCAACCCCCUCCUGGAGUCUUACAGGAAGAUGCACAACCCUUCGGCAGGCCCUGCUGCAGAUGGGACGGCAUUGACGGGCCUUUCGGCCCCAACACCCUCGCUGUUGAGUUCCGGAGGGGUGAAGGUGGAGCCUAGUCUGACUCCGGCACAACCUAGCCUCAAUCUGGCACAGUCUAGCCUCAAUCUGGCACAGCCUAGCCUGACUCCAGCACAGCCUAGCCUGACUCUGGCUCAGCCUAGCCUCAAUCUGGCACAGCCCAGUACGACUCUAGCACAGCCUAGCCUCAAUCUGGCACAGCCUAGCCUCAAUCCGACACAGCCUAGCGUGACUCUGGCACAGCCUAGCCUCAAUCCGACACAGCCUAGCGCGACUCUGGCACAGCCUAGCCUCAAUCCAGCGCAGUCGUCCUCAGCUGUGGCCCCUACCAUCCAGCUCCCCAGCUCGAUGUCCAGCUCCGCAUUCAGCCAGGUCAUACCCCAGCCUGCACAGUCCUCCACCACCUUCAGCCUGGCCAGCGUGGUGAAGCCCCCCUCCUCUUCCUCGUCGGCCACUGCCACCACGGUAACCACGAGCGGUGCCGUUAAUCCCCUCGCCUCGUGUUUCAAGCCUAUCUUUGGGCCGGUGGCAGGAACAGCGCCCCCUAGCGCCACCUCUGCCAGCUCAUCGGCCCCGCCCCACUUCAAGCCCAUUUUUGGGCAGCCUCAGACCACCCCGGCCGCCCCCGCCUCGUCCGAGAGCGGCUCUGUGUUCGGGCAGCUCUCUGGCACCGCCGCCCCCGCUGACCCCGCCGUACAGGCGCCCGCCAAGUCGCUGUUCGGGAGCUGGAGCGCGGCCCCCGGGACCAGCGCGGCCCCCACCACCAACGGGAGCUCCUUCCAGUUCGGCGCCACGCCCGCCACUACGUCAGCCCCCGCCCUCAACCCCGCCUCCACCGCCGCCCCUGGCCCCGCACCCUUUCAGUUUGGGGCGGCCACGGCAACCACGGCAGCCCCUCCCGCCACCCAGGCGGGUUUCAGCUUCGGCACGCCCAGCACCCAGGCCUCCACAGGGCCCUUCGGCGGGUUCAGCACGGCCACCUCCGCGGCAACAGGCUCCGCCCCCGCGAGCCAGCCGGGGUUCUCCUUCGGGAAGCCCGCCUUCGACGGACCCGCCGCCUUCCCCUCCGCCCCCCAGGCGGUGGCGGCCAAGCCUUUUGCUUUUGGGUCGAGUGGGGGAGGAGGGGCAGGGGCAACGCCCUUCAGCUUCGGGGGGGCCGCCACUACGUCCGCCCCUCCAUCCUUCGGGACCCCCAGCCAGCCGGCGUUCGGUGGAGGCACGUCAGGGUUCGCGUUCGGGACCACCACGGCUCCCUCCACCGCCCCCACCUUCGGCUCCAGCACCCAGACCUCCGCCCCUCUCCCCGCCCCAGCGCCCACCUUCUCCUUCGGGGGUGCAGCGACCGCACAGCCCAACGCCCCCGCCCCCUCCCAGGCCACGCCCCUACAGCCCGCCUCCGGGGGCUUCAACUUCGGGGCGGCGGUGGCGGGCGGCACGUUUGGCGCCCCGACCCCCGCCCACCCCUCCGGCCUCACCCAAAACUUCUCCUUUGGGGGAGCCAACAACGCAGCGGACAGCAAGCCCGCCUUCGGGACGUCCACCCCCGCUUUCGGCCAGAGCACCGCAGCCUCUGUCCCCUUCGGAAGCCCCGGCUUCACUCCCUCACCGUUUGGGGGCUCCCCCGCUCCAGCCUUCUCCAUCGGCUCCGGGUCCAAGCCCAGCGGGGCCCGGCAGAGGCUCCAGGCCCGGCGGCAGCACACCCGGAAGAAGUAGCCGUCGCUGGGGAGGAGAGAGCCGCGUCCCGCCCGGGUGGGGCGUGGAGGCCCGGUCCAAACCUGGAGAAGAGGCGGGUCGAGCCCAACUGCUGCUGAGGACCCCUCGCCCGUACCGAGCCCUCGCCCCACCCAGCCCCCGCCUCCUCCAUGGGUCUGGCUCUGCUCUCAGACGCCAGGGAACAGGGAGAGGAGGGGGCUUCAGGCUACAACAGUAUAAGGCUACUUGAACAAAACAAGAAAAACUACUUCAAACCUGGAGUCAAAACUUUGUACAAAUCUAACCCCACCCCCUGUCCCGCCCCCUGCCCUGGCUCCGCCCCCCUCUCCCCUCCUGCUUCAUUAUGUCCACCGAACCAUCACAGCACUGUGCUCAUUCAUCCUCCUUCAGGUACAGGCUGUCCUUCCCAGCACCGCUCCUCUGCCUGCACACGCACUAUUACACGCUCAGUGCUUACCACAGCUGUAUUUCUAUAGGGGGGGGGGGGGAUUACCUCACUGGCUGUGUGGAUGUGAGGAUAGUGUUGCGUAAAUUCUGGGAUGAGACUUGUCUGGUUUUCUGUACGAUGCAGAUUAGUGUUUCCAGGGUAUCGCUGUGGAGGAAGCAGUUGGAGCAGUUUGUUUUCUGCGCAGGCAGACGCUGGUGGAUCGUUGCCGUUCACUAGUUGGUCUUUUUUGGUCGUGGCUUUGCGGAGAAGAUCAGGAAUAGGAACAUUACAGGAGUAAGGAAAGCAUUUGCACUCGGUGUAUAAUUCAUGCAUCACUCACCUAAUGGGAAUGUUAGUUUUCACGUUUAUAAAUCUGUCGAUUUUUGUGUAAAUAAUGCAAGCGAUGUCACGAGCCUAAAUCUGGAGUGAUACUUUCAGCAGAUAGUUUCCAUUAAAUACUCUGUUUUCCAAAGAA
This is a messenger RNA of Anguilla rostrata (American eel), 4623 nucleotides long. RefSeq names its product POM121 transmembrane nucleoporin (gene pom121). The transcript is spliced from 13 exons. NCBI's taxonomy places the organism in Eukaryota, Metazoa, Chordata, Actinopteri, Anguilliformes, Anguillidae. The record is from RefSeq and is a predicted model, not a curated record. Gene Ontology annotation, molecular function: structural constituent of nuclear pore. Gene Ontology annotation, biological process: RNA export from nucleus; protein import into nucleus. Bases 50 to 3721 code for a protein of 1223 amino acids. Gene Ontology annotation, cellular component: nuclear pore.